This is a messenger RNA of Ipomoea triloba (trilobed morning glory), 2197 nucleotides long. RefSeq names its product putative glycerol-3-phosphate transporter 5. The coding region runs from base 358 to 1863 and encodes 501 amino acids. Gene Ontology annotation, molecular function: transmembrane transporter activity. The record is from RefSeq and is a predicted model, not a curated record. Gene Ontology annotation, biological process: phosphate ion homeostasis; transmembrane transport. The transcript is spliced from 2 exons. NCBI's taxonomy places the organism in Eukaryota, Viridiplantae, Streptophyta, Magnoliopsida, Solanales, Convolvulaceae. Gene Ontology annotation, cellular component: membrane.
UGAUUUUGACUUUGAAAUGCCAUCGGACAUGGUUUCUUAGCUUUUAAGACGUAUCGCUAUUUCUCCGAUUCUCCAAUUCUCCGAUUCAGAUUUCCGGCGGAAUAUUUUUCACAUUCGGAGAAGAAACCGCGGUACACAAUUCAAACCGCGGUACAUAAUUCUUCAAUCUCAUUCUUGAUUUUGAUCCUUUCUUUCACACGGCCCUUUCCCCCUUCUUCCCUAUGGUCUCUGCAUAGUUUGCGUGUAUGUAAUUCAUUUUAUGAACACAUCUUGUAUAGAUAAAUACUGAGUUUGCACGAGUGUAUUUAUGUAUGGACACAGGUUUUGUAUUGUUGAUUGAUUCUGUUGUAUCCAAAAAUGAUGGAACUCAAUGCUCCGGUUCCACCGCCCCUGAACCCGCCGCCAUCGCUACCGCCGGGUCUUCGCUUCUUCCCAGCUCUCAAUUCUCCACACAAGACUUUCCAUCAGAUCUUGGUCUUCGCCCUCACCUUUACAGCCUACGCCGCCUUCCACGCUUCCCGUAAACCCCCUAGCAUAGUUAAAUCUGUUCUCGGCACAGAUCCCAAAACCCUAAACACCACUAGCAACGCUUCUCUAGAACGGACAGGUGGAUGGGCGCCGUUUGAUGGCCCUGAUGGACCCCACAGGCUUGGCGAGCUCGAUCUCGCCUUUCUGUUGUCUUACUCCGCGGGGAUGUAUUUUGCGGGUCAUAUAGGGGAUAGCAUUGAUCUCAGGCUUUUCUUGACUGCUGGAAUGGUGGGGAGUGGGUUUUUUGUUGUAGUUUUUGGGUUGGGUUAUUUUCUUGAUGUGCAUUGGCUGCCAUUUUUCGUGGUGGUUCAGAUUUUGUGUGGAUUGUUUCAGUCAAUAGGGUGGCCUUGUGUGGUGGCAGUGGUAGGGAAUUGGUUUGGGGAGGGAAGGAGAGGAUUCAUAAUGGGGGCUUGGAAUUCCCAUACUUCAGUAGGGAAUAUUGUAGGCUCUCUAGUUGCCUCAUCAGUUUUGGGAUAUGGUUGGGGAUGGUCUUUUGUGUUGCCUGGGGCUUUCAUUGUGGCUGUGGCAAUUUUGGUUUAUUUGUUUCUUGUUGUAAGGCCAGAUGAUAUUGGUUUUGAUAGGCCAGCAGAUGAGGGAGAGGCAUUGGUAGGUGAAGAUGAAGGAGAGGUGGUGAGAUUAGUGGCAUCUAGAAAUGAAGGCUCUAUAGCAAUUGGGUUCUUGGAGGCAUGGAAACUACCUGGGGUUGCACAAUAUGCAUUCUGCCUGUUCUUCUCCAAACUUGUGGCUUACACAUUUCUGUAUUGGUUGCCCUUCUACAUAAGGCACACAGCUGUUGCUGGAGUGCAUCUGUCUCACGAAAAAGCAGGAAUGCUUUCAACAAUUUUUGAUAUUGGAGGAGUAAUUGGAGGAGUUUUGGCAGGGGUUAUCUCUGAUAAAAUUGAAGCCCGGGCUGUAACUUCAGUUGCCUUCUUCUUGUUGUCAAUUCCGGCCCUUAUUCUCUAUCGCAUUUUUGGAAGUAUAUCCAUGUUCGCCAACGUAGCGUUGAUGCUUAUUUCUGGUUCAGUGGUUAAUGGACCAUAUGCUCUCAUUACAACAGCAGUUGCAGCUGAUCUUGGCACUCAGAGUGUAGCAGGUGGAAGUUCGCGGGCAUUAGCUACUGUAACUGCAAUUAUAGACGGGACUGGUUCUGUAGGAGCCGCCAUUGGGCCACUCCUGGCUGGAUAUAUUUCAACUAGAGGAUGGACUAGCGUAUUUUUUAUGCUUAUUCUGUCGAUAUCCUUUGCAGGCUUGUUAUUGAUUCCUGUUGUCAAAAGCGAGAUUGAAGCAAAGCGGAAUGAGGGGAAAUGGCUUUGGCUUAGAAGGGAUUCUCAAUAGGCAUGACUUACAUUUUGGCUUUGAGCUAUUCUGUUCUUCAAGAUAUUGUGCAUACUUAGUGGAGGAUAUAGAGAGCCCUGGAGCUUCUUUUUUGUCUUGAUAUCUCUUAAAGCUCAGUUCAUGGAUGUAUUUUUGUAUGUAUCAUUGAAAGGGGAUUUGAUAAGGACUUUUUGAGCUAUACUCAGUUUAACUUCCUGACAUUCAACUGAAUUUAGAUUUUUGCCCUAAAGUGUUGUAUGAUUUUAGAAGUUAGAUGGAAUUUACUUGUACCCAGACCUUAGCCAUGUAUCCUUGUCUCCCAACUCCAAAAGUACUAAUGUUGAUUUGAUAUUGA